Branchiostoma belcheri (Belcher's lancelet) is the source of this 2652-nucleotide messenger RNA. Its product is annotated as amine oxidase [flavin-containing] B-like. Bases 1 to 1641 code for a protein of 546 amino acids. The record is from RefSeq and is a predicted model, not a curated record. The transcript has 14 exons. NCBI's taxonomy places the organism in Eukaryota, Metazoa, Chordata, Leptocardii, Amphioxiformes, Branchiostomatidae. Gene Ontology annotation, molecular function: oxidoreductase activity.
AUGGCGGUCAGCCAAAUCGGCUCAUACUUUGUAGGUCAGAUAGGUGUGAGAUCUCCUAAUUCUUGUUCGUAUGAUUUGUUAGGCUUGUGUGCUGCAAAGCUUCUCCAGGAGUCCGGUUUGGAUGUCCGAGUUCUGGAGGCCAGGGACAGGGUAGGCGGAAGGACAUACACGAAGAGGGAUCCUAGUUAUGGGUAUGUUGAUCUGGGAGGUUCGUACGUGGGACCCACACAGGACAGAAUCCUACGCCUGGCAAAAGAACUGGACUUGAAAACCUACGUGGUUGAUAUGGGGGAGAAAGCAGUGCUCUACUUUGAGGGAGUAAGGCAAACGACAAGCGACACCGGAAUGUAUCUAGCCCAGUUGAACAACCCACUCGGUAUGUUAGACAGCAACAACAUUUUCCGGAAAACGCAGAACUUGGCUCAACAGGUCCCCCUUGCUGCUCCAUGGAAUGCACCAAGAGCUAAGGAGUGGGACAUUAUGACAGUUCAGGAGUUCAUCAACAAUGAGUGCUGGACAAGCUCCUUUACAUGUAAUUCUGAUUUUGUUUUUAAUCUACUUUUUUAUGAUCUUUCAACUACAGGAUGGCCAGGAGUGAUAUACAAGGUGUGGUGCAGUCCACAUUCUGCUGCGAAGCCCACGAGAUCUCCUUACUGUAUUACCUGUUUUACAUGGCUUCUGGGCGAGGGAGAAAGACGGGUUACCUCCGCCACUAAUGGAGCGCAGGAGAGGAAAAUUGUGGGCGGUGCCAUGCAAGUGAGUGAGAAGAUUGCGGCGUUGCUAGGCGACAGAGUUGUUCUGUCUAGUCCUGUUUUGAGGAUAGACCAGGAGGAUACAGUUGCCAUAGUAACCACCCACAGCGGGCAACAGUACAGGGCCAAAUAUGUCAUCAGUUCUGUGCCACUGCCCGUUCUGCACAGAAUUCUAUUUGAGCCUCCUCUUCCAGCUAUGAAAUUACAGUUGGUGCAGAGGAUGGCGAUGGGAUGUAUCAUCAAAACCAACACAUACUACCGGACGGCAUUUUGGAAGGAGAAAGGCUUUUCCGGAGAAGCAUUAUCUGACAUAGGACCGGUCAGUUACUGUGUAGACGACACCAAACCAGACGGCAGCCAUCCUGCAAUCACGGGGUUCAUCCUAGCCGGACAUGCCAGAGAUGUAUGCGAGAUGUCCCCCGAAGAAAGGAAGCAAGCAGUUUGUGAAUACUAUGCUGAAGUCUUCCAGUGUCCAGAGUUUCUUCAUCCUGUGAACUAUGUGGAACAGAACUGGAUGGCGGAUCCUUUUUCUGGGGGCUGCUUUGUGGCCACCUUAGGACCUGGUGUGCUGACAAGCUUUGGCAGAGCGAUACGCAAGCCGUUUGGUAAGGUGUACUUUGCCGGUACGGAGACAGCAGUAAAGUGGAAUGGCUACAUGGACGGGGCUGUCGAAUCUGGCGAGAGAGCUGCAAGAGAGGUUUUGCAUGCCAUGGGGAAGAUAUCAGAAGACCAGAUCUGGCAGGAGGAGCCGCCCAGUCCUGACGUUCCCCACACACCUUUUGAAGAUGACCCAUUGGAGAAAAUCCUCCCGUCCGUUCCACAGUUCCUGUAUAUUCUGCUAGCACUCCUUGUGCUGCUGCUUUCUGUGCUAUGGGUUUAUCUGUUCUAAAAAGCUACAGCUUAUUAAACGUUAAAAUAUGAUGAUUUUGACGGCGUCCCUGGGCGCCACCAUGUUGGAUUUUAACGUAAUGUAGUAAUCCAAAAGCAUAGUGAAAUGGGCUCCUUUUUUUGUUGGUAUAAUAUCUAGACUGCGCAAUGGUUGGUGAGUGGAGUAGGAUGACAAGGCGUCGCACAUGAUGUUAAAAUAGGAAAGUCUGUAGCGCUUUGCUGUUAUCUUGACAACAAGUUCCACAGUGAUAGAGAGGUAGUUUGUUGUAUGAUUAGAUGGUGUUUUGGGAUGCUUUUGCUUUUGGAUGCAUUGGUUGCUUUUUUUUGGAAAUACACUUUUGGAAAUAUUUUAAUGUGUUUUUUGUUCGAGGGAAUUUAUUCUGUCACUGUUCCACGUGAAUUCCACAAGAAGUUUAACUAUAUUUUUUGAAAAUACAGCACAAUUAAAUGAAAUAAAUGGAAUUUGAACAGAAAAAUACAAAACAUAAUUUUUGACACCCCCACUUAAAGUGUUACUGUUCCAAUGUUACCGCAGAUGAUCACCUAGUAGAUUAUCUGUUUUUUUAUGCCCACACAAUCUUGUUUCACGUGACAUAGUUUUUUUCGUAACAAUUUUUCACGACUUUUUUCGGCAACGGAGGAAUUUAUAAAGAAAUUCGGGUCAAAUAACUUAGUACGAUAGGCUAUAUGAUAAUAACAUUAAUGGCCCUCCUUAUCCUCGGUGUAUAUUGUGAGAUAAUCCCUGGUCGGGUGGGAUAACCACCUCAUAAACCCCCUGUUCACUCGGUGGUUUAUUCGGUGUUUAUAGCACCCGACCAGGGAUUAUCUCACCAUAUACACCUAUGGUCGGGACAUUAACCCUUUAUUAUUUUAUACAUAUUCAGUUAUAUUUCAUUACACAUAUUUUCAAAUAUGUUGUGUCAGCACUGUGCAAAGAACCAAAGCCUGUACUACAUUUUUUUUUUAAAUAGGACAAUAAAAAUAACAAUAAAGGCGGUUAUGCCAAACAAAA